AUCAUAAAUUUAUAGUCAUUGUUCACUUGAGUUUCACAUUGACACUGAAAUUGAUAAAAUGAAAUCCAUGUAUCAGUUAGUAUGUUUAAUACUAGCUUUUGUUAUCAGCGUCCAAUCGAUUGAAAUCCAACCUCGAAGAGCUGCUGAUUGUGCUCUUUUGUUGAACAAAAUCUAUUGUUAUGGUGGAUAUGUUAAAGGUUCUGGGGACGACGAUAGCUUGGUUGUACUUGAUAUUAGCAAAAACAACGGUCAACCUUACCAGAAUUUAAUAAGUCAGUGGUCAAGUGUCACAACUGUACCGACAAGUAUUGUAUUUGAAAGACGUGCUUUUCCUCAGGCUGUGCCAUUACCUGAUGGAAAGAGCUUGUUGAUACAAGGUGGCUACAAUUAUAGAAACUCCACUAUUAAAGAUCAAACAAUUGUUUAUAAUGCCGAAACCAAUACAUGGAGCAUUUUACCAGAUUAUGAUGAUGCUAGAAAUGGUGGCAGUCGACAAAUUUAUUAUGGAACAGGUGUAUAUAUAGACUAUUUGAACAGUAUUGGAUUUUAUGGUGGAUAUCAACAGCAUGUCCAAAUGGGGUCUGAUUUUGUAGCACCAAGUGGCGCAAAGAUUCCUAAUUUGACCUUUAAUAAUACAGAUGGCUACAGUAACAGUUACGCCGGCUUUUAUUAUUUCACUUUGUUUGAUUUAACCAAGAAAACCUGGAGCACUCCAUCACAGUAUAACUUGCCAUCGUAUCAUUAUAUAUCUCAAAGUGCAACCUAUGUUCCUUCAAACAAAAAAGUGUAUUACAUUGGUGGAAGUUAUUACAAUACGACUGAUGGAUCUGUAUAUAAUAUCUAUCUGAGUUAUGCCAUCACUUUUGAUACUAUAAGCGGAAAAUGGGAAUAUGCAUACAUGACUGGACCAGUUGUUCCUCAAGAAAGAAAAAUGCAUACAACGACAUUAUUACCUGAUGGGGAAACAAUUUUGAUGUAUGGUGGGACAAAUGACGAUACUUCAGCUCUUAUGGAUUACUGCUAUACUUUAAAUCUCAAAAGCAUGCAAUGGACAUACCAUAACCUUGUUGCUCCUCUUGGUGUAUCCGGACCAAGAUCGCAUCAUGCUGCUGUCAUGGUUAAUGAUACGAAUCUGUUUAUCAUGUUUGGAUUGAACAAAGACUCUAAUCCUACCAACGAUUUGCUUAUUUUGGAUAUUCGAGAUGUCAACAAGAUUGCAUUUGCAGACAAAUACCCCAUUGACCUUGAUAGUUCUGUUGGUAACAUUACGGGAAAUAAUGAUAGUAUCAAUAGAGAUAUUACUGGUAACGAAGGUUUAAGUACAGGUGCUACUGCUGGCAUAGCUGUUGGCUCUAUUGCUAGUGUUGGCCUUAUUACCGCUUUUCUCUUGUUUUUCCUAAGAAAGAAAAAGAAAAAUAAGAAUACAAAUGAUGCUCAAGUAACCAAUGGAUCCCCUGAAAGUCAAAUGCUUGAUGUUGAUUGGGACAAAAUCGAUAGUCAUUAUUACCAAGAAGUGCAGCCACCAGAACAGUUUUUGAAAUCGCAGCCGCCAAAUGAGUACCAACAAGCAUAUGUUUCGAGAAAUUCAGUGGCUGGAGAUCGUGUUUCUGAGCCUUCUUCAGCGACUGUAGUUUCUCCGGAUGUGAGAUUGACAGAACACUCGCCGAGAAUGGUAAUGCAUGCUGUAAAACCUAAUGGAGGACAUUAAUUACCGUUUUUUAAUUGGUGAUCAUUACAUAUAAUAUUAACUUGUAAUUCAAUAAUAAAAUCAUUAAUUUUUUGACAGUUCUGAAG
This is a messenger RNA of Gilbertella persicaria, 1794 nucleotides long. RefSeq lists its product as uncharacterized. The transcript has 8 exons. NCBI's taxonomy places the organism in Eukaryota, Fungi, Mucoromycota, Mucoromycetes, Mucorales, Choanephoraceae. The record is from RefSeq and is a predicted model, not a curated record. Gene Ontology annotation, molecular function: protein binding. Bases 59 to 1708 code for a protein of 549 amino acids.